UUGUUUAGCUUUUGUGUUUCUUCAAUAAAGCGUAGGUAACAUUAUAUCUAAUAGGAAUAUGUGUUGUGUUUGUAUUAUAAACAUUUCAUAACGUUAUGAUUUUAUCGGAUUAUAUAUAUUUCUAAUACGAUACGUAUUAUGAGUUGAUAAGUUUCCUUUCACAGCGCAUAAAUCAAUACUGUGCCGAUUUUUUAUUUUUUGUUUGUUUUCACGUAUUAUAUAUAAUAUUGUGGUAAAAAUGGAGUUAUAAGCUUAUUACGGGAUUUUAUGAACAAAUUUUUCGAUAUGGUGUUGCGAUUGUGAAUAGAUAUGCAGUUAAACAAUUGACUCAGUGAUAGAAAAAAAAGGCGCCAAGUGAUAUCGCGCGAUUAAAAUAUAUUUCUUAUUGACGCUGAUAUGUGUAAAUAUUCAUGUUUUCGCUGUACCUUAAUUUAAGGCGAUCGCCUACCGAAUUGAUGUAAGUGGUUUUUCUUAAGGUUUCUUUUAAUGAUAAAAUGAAAAGAUCAAAUAAAACGGUGGUUAAAAACUUUGCUUUAGAUCUCAUUUGCUACUCUUCCUGAGAUGCGGUUGAGAAGUAAAAAAAGGGAGCAACGGCUCUCAAAGAGAACUUCACUGAAACAUACUAAACUAACUCUGAAGUGUUUAACCAAAAAUAUAAGGCCAAGACUAACUCAUCACUGGAAUAAAAUACUGAAUGAUGAUAUUAUUUUAUCUGCAAGUGAAGUCUAUCACUGCACCAGAUCAAAGAGAAAUAUAGAAUCUCACACAGUUAGGUCUAAUAUUUGUAAAAGAAUGGAGAAACCAGUUGAUUGUCAAAAAAAGAGUAAAGAUGAGAGCUCUAAAAAACCACCCUUUCGUACUGUGGUUAGAACUCAGAAUAAAGAUUUGGUUUCAUCUUCAACUCCUACUAAAAUAAAAGUUGAGAAGGGAACAAAUAAAAUUAAACUGAGGGAUGUACGAAUGACUCGAAGUGUACAAUUGAGGCAGAGCUCUUUAACCAGAGAACUACGUAAAACAGAAUCCAUGUCAUCUGCUAUGAGUUCACCUCGAAAAACAAGACGUAUGGAUAAAACUGAUAAAUCAGCAUCAUUGAACAGCUCACCUAUAAGAAAAGUCCGUCAAUUAGGAACUCCAGCACUAUUGAAGUUAAGCAAAAUAGCUGUUAGUUCUACAAAUGAAAGUCCAAAAAAGAAAAUUAAAUCAAAAGUUCAAGAGUCAUUCUCCGAAGAUGAUAUUACUAUGUAUGAGCCCCAUACAACUACAGUAGACUUUCCACAAAAGAGUGAGGAAUCUGACUCUGAUGGUCUGGUAGAUUCAUCAGAACUUUGUCUUCCAAAUGAUUGUCUAAAUGACUUUAUGAACAUCCAAUGUGUACAGUUGAUAAAUAACAGUGUUUCCAGUGAUGAUGAUAUUAGUUUACUUGCUGAUCAAGCUGCUAGAGUUAUGACAACUGAGAGAGAUGAGAGUCAAGUGGAGAAAAGAUUGCAAAAGAGAAGGAAGUCAAGUAACGAUCUAGAAAUGUAUCAGCCCACCUCAACUACAGAUGAUUUAGAUGUUUCUGCUGACUUUCUAACAACUGAUGAGAAAUAUGUUCAGCCAGACUUUGUUUCUAUGUUAGAACAAGAUGUCUAUGUUCAUGAUUCUGAGUGUGAAAUAUCUUCAACAUGUGACCAAGGUACUGCAAUCGAGAGUCUUGAAGCUCUCUCUGCCAGGAGUCCUAGUACAGGCUUUCUUGCUGAAAUAAGUCAAAGUUUGGCUGCGGAAACGACUGCAUGGAAUGCGUCAGACCUAAUAUCGGAUGAGAGCUCAUUGACUUGUCAUGAUGAAAUGCCACCAGAUGUUGAGGAAGGAGUGAAUGUGAUAUCGUCAUGCAGUAACAGAGUUGAGUGUGAACAAAUAACUUCAUGGGCGGAAGCAUUUGAUCCAUAUUUGUUUAUUAAACAGUUACCGCCAUUGGAGACAGUAACUACAGGCGCCUUGAGAGCCCAGUGUCCUGCACUGCCACUGAAGACUAGAACCAGUCCCGACUUUAGUUUGGUGCUUGAUCUGGACGAGACGCUGGUGCAUUGUUCACUGCAAGAGUUGCCAGAUGCGAGCUUCCACUUUCCCGUGCUCUUCCAAGAUUGUAGAUACACGGUGUUCGUGAGAACACGUCCUCACUUCGCGGAGUUUCUCUCGCGAGUGUCGCGGCUCUACGAGGUGAUACUCUUCACAGCCAGCAAAAGAGUGUACGCGGACAGGUUAUUGAAUCUACUGGAUCCGCAUCGCCGCUGGAUCAAGUAUAGGUUGUUCAGGGAGCAUUGUCUUCUCGUGAACGGGAACUACGUGAAGGAUCUCUCAAUACUCGGCCGUGAUUUGAGAAAGACUGUCAUUGUUGACAACAGUCCGCAGGCGUUUGGGUAUCAGCUAGAGAAUGGUAUACCUAUAGACAGCUGGUUUGUGGACCGAAGCGACAACGAGCUGCUCAAGCUACUGCCCUUCCUUGAGACCUUGGCUACUAAGGACGACGUGCGUCCCUACAUCCGUGAUAAGUACAAGCUGUUCAGUUACCUUCCGCCCGACUAACUUAAAACGUAGAACAGUACAUGAGUUCCUGUAGGAAACUGUUGGGUUUGGUGCACUUGUUUUAAGGUUAUUAUCAUUUAAUUAGGACAGGAAAUUGUUCCACUUGUCUUCAAAUUUUCUGUACAUAUUAUUACUUGUCGUACUCUUGCAAUAUUUACACCGAAAUAUAGCAUUUAAAAACAAUUUCUACCACAUUUUUUUUAUAUAAAUAAUGUACUUUUUAAGGGAUUUAUAAAGUUAAGUAAAGCUUUCGAAAGAAACGUUUUUCAAAAUAGUGAAGUCUAAUUUCAGUUAUUGGUGUUUAUUCUGUAAAGAUUAUGUUAUUAAAAUAUGUGAUACUGAAAGUGAAUGUAUAUUAAUAUUAUAUUUUAUUUAUUCCAAGCCGGAUAAGGCGAUUGUAUUUACAAGUAAGAGUUAUUUAUAAAUUAUAUCAAGUAUAACAUCCGCCUUCAGUGUCAAUAACAUGUUUCAUUUGAUUAUGAGCUACAUUAAUGUAUCACGAUUUAUUUUUCUAAUUUCUUUUAUGAGAAGUACAAUUAUUAAGUUGAGUACUGACUUAACUUUCUUCUACUAAUAUUUACGAUUUUAGUAUAGGAAUAUACAGUAUGACAGAUAAAACAUUAAUGAUAUUUAAGCAGAGUAAUCGGUUAAAUUGAUUCACAUUCUAAUAACGUAAUGAAAAUUGAUACAUGACCGUUGAGUGCGCAACUCUUUCGUUAGUUGAGCGCAAGCGCCGACAGGUCCCAGUCCGCCUACUUCCGCGCAGUGCGAUUAGCGUGUAAUUUGCGCCAAUUCGCGUUGAGUAAUUAAUAAUGACUUAAUUUUCGGUUAAAUUUUCUAACUAUAUACCGACAACUUCGUGAGUGAUAGUCCCAGUGAAGCAUCGAGUAGGCUGCCAUAAAAUUAUACUUGCAUAAACACAUAUUUUUUUUUAAUAAUUUAUGCCGAAAGACAACAUAAAGUGUUCGCUUUAUAGCGUCAAAUUGUUGUUGUAAUAAAUAUUAUCUCAUUUUAAGUAACAUUUAAGUGACAUCAUUGCGAUUUAAUCAGUUGAUUUGACGUCAACCUAAUAGAUAGCUCUAAUCACGUCGUGGUACGAAAUAGCAAAGCAAUUCAUUUUAGGUUAUCAAUUGAAUCGCAAUAAGAGUUCAUGGUUGGCCUCCAGGAAUAGGUAAAGAAACGGAACGCAAUUGUUGUCUGCUGUCAUUUUUCUGUCAUCAUAAAAUCUAAAUCUUCCGAAUAUAAUCAAUCCGUUAGACACACCUUAGACGAGCUUCGGCUAGUGUUUAAAUAUAAGCAAUGUCUAUAGAUUGUUUAACGCUAAACAAAAGAAAGACACAGAUCUGUAAUAGAACUUUUUUAAAACAAGUGUUCAACAAACUCUUUUUUGUAAUAACACCGUAAGUGCAAAAAAUCUUCGAGAGCCAAUCUAAGUAAGCGUCGUAUAAGAUUUUUUAAACUGUAAGCACUUGAGACUUGUUUUAUGAGACAGUGUGCCACUAUCAUUGGUGAUAACUAAAAAAUUAUAAGUUUUUUUUGUUUUUACUAUAAUAAUGUUUAUUUGUUUGGUUGUAUGUUCUAUUAUCGACAUUAGAAAGUAUUAUAUUUGGUAUAUAUAUGUUUUAUAUUUUACGUUCUACUUUUUUCUCUACUGUCCGGUGGCUUGAUGGAUAUUAAUUGUAUAAAUAUAUUUUGAUUAUUUUUGGGUGAAUAGAAAGUCAUGUUAAAAAUAUGGCAUUAUGUGCAGAUGUAAAACAAAAAUUUUGCGGGCCAAUAAUUUUUGUUGCAUCGAUAAACACGAGCAUAUUAUUAUGUUAAAGUAAGUUUUUGGGUGUUUUGAGGUGAAACUUCAAUCGAUGUAUGAGUCGUCACGAUUUGCGGUUACGCGCCAUUUUGUUUUUUCCCAUCGAAGUUCAGUAUAGGGACGUAAAGAAUAAUAUAUUAGUUUGAAAGGGUAACAUAAAAAAGACUUAUUUGUAUGCAUAUCUAUAAUAUAAAAAUAGCUUUAAUUUAAUACGGUUUUUUUCUUAAGCCUUAUCUACACAUUUUCAUUAUGUCAAAAAGAAGUUUCACAUCUUACCUGGGUACUGUUUACACACAUAUUUACUUUUCUAAAUUUAAAUAAUGUUUUUUUAAAACAAAAUAUAAUAUCCGAUUUUAGUUAUUAUUAUUACUAUUAGCACUUAGUACGACUUGUUUUUUUUUUAAUUUCUCCGAUACGUCAUCCUUAUGGGAAUAAUUGAGGAAAUGUGUGUGUAAUUGACAGUUUGAGAAGUGAUAGUAUAGGGACUGAUGACAUCAAGAGAACAAAUAUUUAUUUUUUAUUGGUAAAACUGUGGCAUAUCUGAGGACCUAUAUAGAAUUUAUACAGACGUAUACAAGUGAUGUAUUCUAUGAAGUUAUUAGUCCUGUUUGAAUGAUAGGUCCAUGGGACUAUACCGUUCUCAACGAGCCGGGGUCACGUAGCAGCGGAAUGCUUUGACUGGGACUACCCACAUUGUAAGACAAUAAGUCUCAUUUGCCCAAAAAUUUCAGUAGUCUUUAUAUCACACCAGUGUAAGAGAGACGCGAUGCCUCUGUCGGACAGUCGUGAAACAAGUUCCUAAUUAUCUGUGAUUUGAAUUUUUAUAUUUUUUUUUAAAUUAUUUAUUUUUCGUGUAAUAUUCACGAGAAAUGUCGAUUUAUCAUUUUUUUGAAAAUUUAUAUUUUUGUUUGUAACUAUUUUGGUCACGACUGUACCACGAAUUUUUGUGUUGUUGACAUUGUUAGAUCUUCCGGAGUUUUUAUAUAAUUUUGUGUUUAAGUUAGAAUUAAGCAAAAUAUGCAAGAUGGUACGAAUAAGUGUUUACGACUUUCGUGAGUCAUUAUUAAAUUAUUUAUUAAUACGGCUUUACUCACGUUUUGUCUUUGUGUCUCGCAAGCUGCUAGAAGCCGAAUUGACCGUUGACCUAAUUUUAAUAGAGACAAAGGUUGGGCUCUGCCAACAACUUGGAAACCAGUGCUACAAAACGGGUCUCGCAAUAAGACCCAUAGUGCCGAUGAUCACGUAGCGGACAUUGUGAGUACAUACACCAAUAGUGAUACAGUGUCAGUGAUACUGUGCUUGUCAUAACGCCGCCCCCCCCCCAUUCCCCGCCCUGUCCAGCCGCGCAAUACGAGCCCAAGUCCGCAGUAAGAGGUGGGACGUUAUCGCGAACCCACCACACUCACCCCGAUGAAGGACCUCCGAAUGGUCCGAAACUAGUCGAUACCGACACCGACAAAAACGUGAGAAAAGACGUAUUAAUGAAUAAAAUUAAUUAAUGAUCCUUUUAUUAAGGAUUUUAAGGCUGGGUUGCAUCAUAUUAGCUGUUUUAGUUAAGGUUUAAGUAAAUUUUAACAUUAACAGUUAACUUUAAUAUAGACUGCGGAAUUAUUAUGGUUAAAGUUAAAAAGUGACAGGUCGCUAUUUAGCUAUUUAACAUUAACGAUAGCUUUAACCGGCGAAGAUUGGAAGUUAACAGUUAACGUUAUGGCGUCAUCUAAAAAUUGUCAAAUAGUGUAACACAUUUUUUGCUUAACCGGUACUUUAACAUUAUUAUAGCUAAAGUUAGAGGUGCAACCCAGUUUAAUAAUAAGUUCUACCAACGUGAGCCUCUCAGCUCCGUCUCGCUAUCACUAGCAUUAUUCCCUUAGUGAACAAUAUCCCAUUCUUACCAUUUAAGUAAUUUAAUACGCGUAAUAUCUGGCUAUGUAGUCAUAAUGUUGUACAUAGAAAAUAUAUAUAUUCAAUACGCGUAUUCUCAUAGUAAUAGCAAUAACGCUAUACAGUGUGUUGCAACAAUGGCGACAUUUAUACACGGGUUUAAACACACUACUUGACCGUAAUAAAAAAAUGACCAAAUUUAAUUUGUACCAAAAUAUGGAUAAUUGUAUUUUUUUCAUAAAAAUGAGGGUUAUGACUUAUACAUCUCAAGUAAAUUUGACAGAGCAACCUGUGACUUAACAAGAUAUACUAAAAUUUCGGUCGAUGCGUCGCUCGGAUGGUAUAUUCAGUUAGUAAGAACGCUCGGAGUAACACUGAAAUUAAAUUUGUAUAAUUAAUCCCAGAAGCAAGAGAUAUCAAAAUAACAAACUGUUAAGAGAUUUAAAAAAUAAAAAUUCACAAUAUUUUAAUAAAUCAAGUUUCCAUAAUAUCAUUUCGGAACGCCCUGUAAGUAAUCUAGUCGACGCGCGCUAGCGUAGGCACCAACACCUACUUUGUGCCUAUUUGUGCGACCACGUGAUUUUAAUUUUAUUACCUUAUUAUAUAAUUUGUUUAUUUGAGCAUUUCAAUUUUUUACUUUAAAUUUUUAUAUUAAUAUUUUUAUGUUUAAUGUUACCUCUACUCGUGUGUUUAUUUGUACCAGUUGGAGGCUCCUUUGCAAAGGAUGCCGGCUAGGUUAUCGGUACCACAAUGGCGCCUAUUUCUGUCGUGAAGCAGUAAUGUAUAAACAAUAUUGUUUCGGUCUGAAGGGUGCCGUAGCUAGUGAAAUUACUAGGCAAAUGAGAUUUAACAUCUUAUGUCUCAAGGUGGCGAGUGCAAUUGUAGUGCCGCUCAGAAUUUUUGGGUUUUUCAAGAAUCCGGAGCGGCACUGCAUUGUAAUGCUCAAGGCGUAUAAAUUACCUUGGCUGAACGUUCUGCUCGUCUCGUCCCUUAAUUUCAUAAAAACGAAAAGAUUUAAUCUCGCCAUUUUAGCUCCACGUAGCUAUAACGCCGACUUUAAAGAAACACGCGGGUUUAUAGCCUAAGCUUAAAAAAAAUCUAAAAUUGAAAAUUAAUAAUUAAUAAUUAAAAUUUUCAAACAAACAAAUAUGUUUAGGAAACAAAAUUUUUAUCACCUUACGUGGUCGCAUAAGACGGCAUGAAGUAGGUUUCAGUAUCUCCGCUAGCGCGCGGCUACUAGAUUUCUUACAGGAUGUUCCAAAAUGACAUUAUUGAAAAUUGAUUUAUUUAGGUGAAUUAUGUAUUUUAUUUGUGAAUAUUUUUUUUAAGAUUACGGUUAAGUACCAGUUCUACCAGUCUGUUUAUUUGAUGUCGCCAUUUUAGCUCCACGGUGUAUCUAUAUAUAUAUUUUAAACGUUGUUUAUGUGUAAGGUAUAAUUUUGAAUGGCGGCGAUGGUUAGGAAAAUCUUGAAAUUUUCUGAAAAAGACUGAAAAUUUGCUUGCUAUUUACAGUGUCAAUGUGUUUAAAUAGCGAAGGAUUCGCUGAUUCGAUACUCGUAUGUAUGUUUUCGUGUUUUUUAUGGUUGAAUUAAAGGGUUGUGCUUUUUUAGUGUCAUAUGUUCACAAAUAACGAAAGACAGUGGUGUUUGCGGGAGUAAAAGAGAAGAGAAAUCGGUCGCACUCGUCUGUCGUCAUUCUAUGUCUGAGAUCUAUAGCGUACUUAGACUUUGCCCGAAUUUUACUUAGGUUUAGCAUAAUCUUUGAUUUCCUUUUGCUCUUAGAUAAGAUAUACAUCUAGAUGGCGCCUAUUGCUGCUAGACAAGCGAUGAAAACAGGCCAGGCGUGACAAUCUUCAUCUUACACACCCGCGACAAAUUGCACAGAAAUAGCUCGCCUAAGAAUUCGCCUCUGAUAUUUAAUAUUAAAACAUUUUGAAGAAAUUAUCAAUUUUCUUAUAUUAUUUUUUUUAAUAUUCACUUAAUAUUUAUUUUUUCGCGGUAUGCUUCCACUCGCGCGCCGUAUUCGUGUAAAAUUAAUAAUAUUAUAAAAGAUCUAUUUUUUCGUAGGUAAUAGUUAUUUAUGCAACUGUUGUGUAAUAAGGGGUAUUAAAACACUAAUGUGAUAAUAGUAUCACAUGAGUGUUUUAAUACCUAAUUAUCAACAGUUGCAUACAAGACUUUAUCUACACCCAGAAUAUGAAUCCUCUAAAAGAUUCUGGAACAGUUAGCUUACUGCUAACAUUAAAACACCAGUCCUGGUAGUAACCUAAUAUCAUUCAUAACCUACUGAUUAUAUACAAAUAAACUAAGUAUUAAUGAAACAAUUAUAUAUUUUGUAGUAAUUUACAUUUUGUAUAGUGCAAUAAUUGAAAUUCACUCGAGUAUAAUGUUCUUUUACAGCGUUUGAAAUGAAUCGCUCAUUUUUUGUAAUCAAAACAAUAAAAAUAUCGAAGAAAAAUGGCGGGGAUUCGAAUAACGUACUUUUUUUUACGGCGCGCGACGUUCUGGUAGGGUGGAACGCGCGUAAACGAAAAUGUUCUUUUUUUGAAAUUCAUACAGAUACCACGCAUCGAGCAAUAAGAAUGUGGCUGUCUGUUGAAACUCUUUGCGCAUGAAGGGAUCGAAAAAUAAACAGGAGUGUUGUUAUGAAAUUCAGUACAACAUUAUAACACUCGUUUGGAUGAUGUAAUGGUUAUUAGAACAUUAGGUGUUUUAAUGUUGGCAACUGUUUCAGAAUCUUUAAUAGAGGAUUUAAAGCAUGGGUGUAGAUAAAUGUAUUUAAAAUCGUAUGAAUCGUGUGUAUUAUUCAUUACACUCUCGAAUUUCUUAUAGCGCUCGCCUGAGCGUAAAAUACCGCCUCGAGUGCAACGAACAACUUAAAGCAUAAUAUAAAAUUGUUGUAUUAUUUGUAAUUUUUUUAUAUGUUUUAUUUCUAUCAGUUGGUCGGUUGUUGGUUUGUAUUGAGCAAAUUACGAAAUGGGAGUAAAAAAUAUAUAUACUUUAAUAUAAUUAUUUACUAUCUGUAAUUAUUCAUAUUCAUAUUAUUAUAUAGAAUGUUAUUUAGUUUUAUUUCAUUACGUCACCCAAAUUAAAUUAAAAAGCUAAUAUAACUGGUUGGCCCUACACAGGGUCACUAGUAAGUUAAAUUUAUAACAUCAAAGGAGUGACAAAGUAACACAUACAAAAUGGUGGCCUGUCCCAUUAGCAACGUUCGGGGUUUAAAGAGGAUUCAUUUAUAAUGCAUAUAGGAUGCGAAACCCACACAUUUACUGUAAAUUUGUAAAUAAAAUACGAUCAUUUAAUCAACAUUUGAUAUAAUUUUAAGAAAUAUUAAACUAUGUUACCAAUUAAAACAGAGGUCCCGAUAAUAAUAUGGUCGAUUGAGACGUAAACAACUCCCCUCGCUUUAGAUACAGUCGCUAAUUAGAUUGUUAAAUAUAGUAAUAAGCUGGAUGAUUGAUUUAUGUAAUCCCCUUAAGAACUCCGAAAUAAAUUAAAUUUGUAACCAAAAUUUAUGAACGAUGCGGAAAGUAGAUCCUAAAAUAGUGCCACAACCUGAGAGUUGAAUAAGACAUACCAAGAUUUACGAACCACUCGAACGGUUGGUUCAGUUGGAAGAGCGCUCGGACGAAAUCCGAGAGGUCGCAGGUUCGGGUCCCGCAUCAUUUGGUUACAAAAUUAAUUUAUUUUAUCGAAGAAGUUAAGAAGAAGGGAUAUCACUUUAAAAAUUACAAAUUGUUUAAAUCCGAAAGAAGUUACUGUAAUAGCCUAAGUAUAAUAAGUUAAUAUAGAACCUAAGCUAAGUUAGCUAGUUAUAAAUCGUAGCUAGAACUGUGUAGAAUUAUCUAGUAUGCAUUGUUGUUGAUAAUAUAAUCGUUUAUUGUAUUAAAAUUAUUUAAAUGAAA
Leptidea sinapis is the source of this 10154-nucleotide messenger RNA. RefSeq names its product CTD small phosphatase-like protein 2. The record is from RefSeq and is a predicted model, not a curated record. The transcript has 10 exons. Gene Ontology annotation, molecular function: phosphoprotein phosphatase activity. Lineage: Eukaryota; Metazoa; Arthropoda; Insecta; Lepidoptera; Pieridae. Bases 562 to 2565 code for a protein of 667 amino acids.